Penicillium psychrosexuale is the source of this 11736-nucleotide messenger RNA. RefSeq lists its product as uncharacterized. Lineage: Eukaryota; Fungi; Ascomycota; Eurotiomycetes; Eurotiales; Aspergillaceae. The transcript has 4 exons. Gene Ontology annotation, molecular function: phosphopantetheine binding; 3-oxoacyl-[acyl-carrier-protein] synthase activity; fatty acid synthase activity. The coding region runs from base 1 to 11736 and encodes 3911 amino acids. The record is from RefSeq and is a predicted model, not a curated record. Gene Ontology annotation, biological process: secondary metabolite biosynthetic process; fatty acid biosynthetic process.
AUGUCUCCUUCACACAACGAGCCCAUUGCCAUUGUUGGCAACGCCUGUCGAUUCCCUGGGGAUGCCACAUCUCCUUCCAAGCUAUGGGAACUGCUCAAGGAGCCCCGUGAGGUGGCCCGGCCCAUCGACCGUUUCGCGGCCUCGAGCUUCUACCACCAAAAUGGUCACUACCACGGUGCCAGCAACGUCCGCGACGCUUACCUCCUCUCCGAAGACCCCCGCUACUUCGAUGCCCAGUUCUUCAGCAUUCCCCCUGGUGAGGCCGACUCCAUUGACCCCCAGCAGCGCACAGUCCUCGAGACUGUGUACGAAGCCGUCGAAUCCGCUGGCCUGCUGCUCGAGGACCUGCGCGGCUCAGACACGGCCGUCUACGUCGGUGUCAUGUGUGACGACUACGGCAACAUUUGCUACGUCGACCAGGAGGCGAUUCCCACCUACGCCGCCACUGGCACGGCCCGUAGCAUUCUGUCAAACCGUGUCUCUUUCACCUUCGACUGGCGGGGUCCGUCGAUGACUAUUGACACGGCCUGCUCGUCGUCCCUGGUCGCUAUCCACCAGGCUGUUCAGGUUCUGCGCAGCGGAAACUCCAACGUCGCCGUGGCCGCCGGUGCCAAUUUGAUUUUCAGCCCGAACAUGUUCGUCGCCGAGUCGAACCUUAACAUGCUUUCCCCCACGGGCAAGUCCCAGAUGUGGGACGCCAACGCCAACGGCUACGCCCGUGGUGAGGGUAUCGCCGCUGUCAUAAUGAAGCGUCUCUCCGACGCAAUCCGCGACGGUGACCACAUUGAGUGCGUCAUUCGUGAGACGGGCUGCAAUCAGGACGGUCACACUCCCGGUAUUACCAUGCCCAGCCAGGAGGCUCAGACCAAGCUGAUUCGCGACACCUACCGUCGUGCCGGCUUGGACCUGAGCAAGCCCGAGGACCGUCCUCAGUACUUUGAGGCUCACGGCACUGGUACCAAGGCUGGUGACGGCGUCGAGUCCAAGGCCAUCUACCACGCCUUCUUCCCCGAGGGUCAGACCACUGAUGAGAGUCUGUGGGUUGGCUCCAUCAAAACCAUCAUCGGCCACACCGAGGGUACCGCCGGUAUCGCCGGUGUCAUAAAGGCCUCCCUUGCCAUCCAGAACAAGACCAUCCCGCCAAACUUGCACCUCAAGACCCUCAACCCGGAGAUUGUCCCGUACUACGGCAAGCUGCAAAUCGCCAAGACUGCGCAGGACUGGCCCAUGCUGCCCGCCGGCGCCGUUCGCCGUGCCUCCAUCAACUCCUUCGGUUUCGGUGGCACCAACGCUCACGCAAUUAUUGAGGCGUAUGAGCCCGAGGUCUCUCCCGUGCAGGCUGAGGCUGCGGCCAAGGCUACUAUCGCCUUGCCCCUCACUUUUUCCGCCACCUCGGAGAAGUCUCUCACCAACCUCAUGGCCAAGUACCUAGAGUACCUGACUGAGAACCCCGAUGUCGACCUCAUCAGUCUGGCCUUCACCCUGCACGACCGCCGUUCCACCUUUGCGUACCGCAGCCACAUUGCUGGUCAGUCGGUGGAGGAAAUCUUGCCCAAGCUACAGAACGCUGUUGAGGAGCAGCAAUCUGGCAACUUGGCCAGCAUCGUCCGCGGUAUUUUGGCAAAGAAGAACCUGCUCGGUAUCUUCACUGGUCAGGGCGCUCAGUGGGCGACCAUGGGUCGUGAGCUGAUCCGCGCCUCCAAGAUCGCCCAGGACAUCAUCGGUAAGCUCGAGCAGUCCCUCGCCGAGCUCCCUGCCUCUGACCGCCCGUCCUGGUCUAUCAUGGAGCAGCUGAUGGCUGACCCGGCCCAGUCUCGCAUUGCUGAGGGUGAGCUGUCCCAGCCGCUGUGCACUGCCGUUCAGAUCGUCCUGGUCGAGGUGCUCAAGCUGGCCGGCAUCAAUUUCGAUGUCGUCGUCGGCCACUCCAGUGGUGAGAUUGGUGCCGCGUACGCCGCCGGAUUCUUCAACGCCACUGAUGCCAUCCGCAUUGCCUUCUACCGUGGUCGCUACGCCUUCAUGGCGAAGGGUCCUGAGGGCCAGAAGGGUGGUAUGUUGGCUGUUGGUACCACUCUUGAGGAUGCUCGCGAGCUUGUCGAGCUCCCCGCCUUUGAGGGUCGCGUCUCUAUCGCCGCAUACAAUUCCGACGCCAGCAUCACCCUCUCCGGUGACCUUGACGUCAUUGAGGAGGUCAGGGAGGUCUUGGACGACGAGCGCGUCUUCAACCGUCAGCUCAAGGUUGACACCGCGUACCACUCGCACCACAUGAUCCCCUGCUCCGCCAAGUACUAUGAGGCUCUUGACAACUGCAGGGUUCAGAUCCUCAAACCCUCUGGUGAGACCAAGUGGUACUCGUCUGUGUACGACGGCAAGCUCAUGGAGCCUUGCGAGGAGCUCAAGCACAUUUACUGGGUCGACAACAUGGUCAACAUUGUCCUGUUUGCUCCGGCCCUCAAGUCUGCUCUCAACAAUGCCGUACCUCAGCCCACCCAGGUCAUUGAAGUCGGUCCGCACGCCGCCCUCAAGGGUCCUGCCUCUAACGUUAUCGAGGAGGUGGUCAAGGCUGCGCUGCCUUACACCGGCACCCUUGCUCGUGGUCAGAACGACGUCAAUGCCGUGGCCUCCACCCUCGGUUACCUCUGGGCUCAGUUUGGCCGCAGCUCCGCCGACUGGAAGGGUUACUCGCAGGUCUUCUCCUCGAGCAUUCCUACCAUUCUCCAGGAGCUGCCUAGCUACCCCUGGAACUACGACCGUCUUUUCUGGUACGAGGCUCGCAAGUCGCGUGUCAACCGCCUUCGUCAAGACCCCGCUCACGUCCUGCUCGGUACACGCACCGACUCCGUCAACGAGCGCGAGUACCGCUGGCGCAACUACAUCAGCUCUAAGGAGAUCCCCUGGCUCUCCGGCCAUAGCAUUCAGGGCCAGACCUUGUUCCCUGCUGCUGGUUUCCUCGUGAUGGCUGUUGAGGCUGCUCGCGUCGUCGGCCGUGACCAGGCCAUCCACGCCAUUGAGCUGCAGAACUCCCAGAUCCACCGCGCCCUGGCUAUCAAUGAGGACAAGGGUAUCGAGACACUCUUCACCCUGUCUAAUGUCAAUUGUGUCCAAAUGGGUGCAGGCACCUCUACUGUCACUGCCAACUUCGCUUGUGAUGCCUGCCUCCAGAAGGGUUCUGAUGUCUUCACCUCCAUCGCCAGCGGUAAGCUUAUCAUGAGCCUCGGCACUCCCUCUUCCUCGGUCCUGGUCGAAUACCCCAAGGAGACUGGCCUCGGCAUGCUGGACGUCGACUGUGAGGAGUUCUACGCCUACCUCGCUUCCAUCGGCUACAACUACGCCGACCUCUUCAGGGGUAUCACCUCCAUGAGCCGAUGCUGCGACUUGGCUCAGGGUGAGAUCAUCACCUCUACUGCCAGCCAGAGCGGCCCCAUGAACGAGUUCCUAUUGCACCCGGCCACUCUUGACGUUGCCUUCCAGGCCAUCUUUGCCGCCAUCAGCUACCCCGGAGACGGUGCACUGUGGGCUCUGCACAUCCCCACCACUAUCCGCCGCGUCGUCAUCAACCCUGUCAUCUGUCCGAUGAACGGUGGUCUUGACGAGAAGGUCCGCUUCUCGGCUACUUCCAACCGCGCUGAUGACGGUACGUUCUCCGGUAGCGUUGACAUCUUUCCUGUCCACAGCGACUACUCGCUGUGCCAGGUUGAGGGAAUGGGGGUCAGCCCCGUGGCUCCCCCUACGGCCAAGGAUGACCGCCACAUGUUUGGCCACACCAGCCGCUGGCUCAGCACUCCUGACGCCGAGGCCGUGGCCAAGCCUGUCUCAAUCACCACCGAGCAGGAGAAGGAUCACCAGCUUCUCGACCGUCUCGCGCUUCAGGAGCUCCGGAAGAUGGUUGUCUCUGGUAAAUCCGAGCACGCCCAUCUGCGCACCUGGGCCCAGGGUGUCCUCAAGGUUGAUGGUACCGACGCCUCCACUGAGCAUAAUGACAGCUCUAGCGUCACUGUUGGCGAGGCUUUCGCUGCCGAUCUUGCUGUCCUGAAGGCUCUUGGCUCUGGCGAGCCCGGCUUGCUGAACAAGUUCUACUCCUCGGCGUUCGGUGCUACUGAGGCUCGCAGCUCCUUGAUCUCGCUGGUUCACCAGAUCUCCCGCCGCUAUCCUCACAUGCGUAUCAUGGAGCUCAGUGCUGGCAACGGUGCCGCUACCAAGCCUCUCCUGGAGACUCUCGGUGCCUUGUGCUCCGCCUAUACCGUCACUGACUCGACUGACGAGCACUUUGCGGCCCUGAACAAGGAGCACGGUGAUGACCUCUUCACCCAGACCCUCGACUUGGGCCAGGGCCUCGAGGAGCAGGGAUUCUCCGCCGCCAGCUUUGAUCUUAUCAUUGCCCCCGCCGGCCUCCACAAUGUACAGGACCGUGCUCAAACCAUCCAGAAGCUGCGCUGGCUUACCAGGCCUGGUGGUUUCCUCUUUUUCCAGCAGAUCACCAACGCCAGUGCUGCCCACGUCGGCCUGACCGUGGCCAGCUUGGCGUCGCAGACUGAGGUUCCCGAGCUGUCUGAAUACGAUGCUCUGCUUCAGGACGCUGGCUUCUCCGGCAUUGACUCUGUCACUCCGGACUCUGUCAGCCCCUUCAGCGUCUUCGUGUCUCAGGCCGUCGACGCUCAAAUCAACGCCAUCCGUGCUCCUCUAUUUGCCGGUAACAAGACCACCAUUGACCAUAUUCUCCUCAUCGGUGGUCGCCGCUUCCAGACCUCUCGCCUGAUCGAAAACAUCAAGAACACCCUCGCCCCAUACUGCGGCAACAUCAUGUCGAUCCAGAGCAUGCGCGAGUUCAAGUCGUCCCUGCUGGCGCCUAGGCCUCUCGUGCUUUCGCUCACUGAGCUCGACGAGCCCUUCUUCCAGGACCUGACCGACCAGAAGUACAAGGCCCUGCAGACUCUGUUCUUCCGCUCGCAUUACAUUGUCUGGGUCACUCGCGGUGCAAACGGCGACAACCCUUACGCCAACGUUAUGAAGGGUGUCGUCCGCUGCUUACUGAUCGAGAUUCCUCACCUUCACUGCCAGAUGUUCAACAUCGAGGGCAAGGGCAAGAUCAACCAGCACGCCACCGUCCUGGCGGAGCAGCUGCUGCGCCUGCACAUUGCCGACGGUUGGAAGGACAAGAUCCCCACGUACAGCGCUUUGUGGACCUCGGAGCGCGAGCUGAUGCUUGCCGAUGACAAGCUCCACAUUACUCGCUACGACUCCGAGGCUGAGCUCAAUGACCACUACAACGUCUUGCGCCGUCGUGUCGUGGCUGAAGUCUCCACCGCUGACCGCGUGGCUCCCAUUGGUACCGAGGAGGCCAAGGUCACCGUCAACGUCGAGAAGUCCCUAUCCACCGCCUUCAAGGUUGGCGACCUCGGCUACUUCUACCUCAGCAUCGGCUCCAACAAGGAAACUGGCGAGACUGUCCUCGCGCUGACUGACCAGCACCAGUCUCUUCUCACCGUUUCUGAGUCCCGCCUCCUGACUGUCAAUGUCGCUGCCAGUGAGCGUUGCACCCUGCUCGUUUCUGUCGGUGCCACACUCCUUGCCUCGGCUCUCCUCGAGAAGUCCACUGCCAGCGACAGACUCGUCUUCCACGAGGCGCCCACCGUUCUGGCCGAGCUUCUCCGCGAGAAGGCCCGCAAGACCGGCGCCCAGGUCGUCUUCACUACCACCGACAAGGAAACCACUGGUUUCUGGCAAUACGUCCACACUUACACUCCCGGUCGCGAGCUGAGCAGGCUGGUGCAGGCCAACACGAGCCUUUUUGUCAACUUCUCUCCCGCCAGCGAGGGUAGGGGGGUUGUCAACCGCCUUAAGGCCCAGCUGCCGUUCCGCGCUCGCUGUCGCACUCUUUCAGACUACCUCCCUUCGCAGUCCGUCCUUUACUCGGACACGACCGAGGCUCAACUCGCCAAGGCCCUCAAGGACGCCUAUGACAAGGCUGUAUCUGAGGCCUCGCCGGUUGCCUUUGACCAGGUUGCCAAUAUCUUUUUGCAGCAGCUUGCCACUGACCAGACUCUCAGUAAGCCCCUGACCACCAUAGACUGGACUGACCCUACUCCUUUCCCUGCCAACUUGACCCUCGCUAUGGACGAAGUGCGCUUCCGCUCUGACCGCACCUACUUCCUCGUCGGUAUGACUGGCAGCUUGGGUUUGUCCACCUGCGAGUUCAUGAUGGAGCGCGGCGCCAGGCACUUUGCCCUGUCCUCCCGUCGCCCUAACAUCGACCAGCGCUGGCUGGAAAAGGUCGAGACCAACUUUGGCGCCUCGGUCAAGGCGUACCCGCUUAACAUCACCAAUCGCGAGAGCCUGCAGGGCGUGUACAAGGAGAUCUGUGCGACCCAGCCCCCGAUCGCGGGUGUGGCCAACGCCGCCCUCAUCAUGCGCGAUAGUCUCUUCAUGGAGUCCAACGCGACCACCAUGAACGAGGCUCUGGGCCCCAAGAUCGACGGUACCAUCUACCUGGACGAACUGUUUGCCAACGUCGAUCUCGGCUUUUUCAUCCUCUUCUCCUCACUGGUGUACAUCACUGGCAAUAUUGGUCAGACCUCCUACGCUGCCGGCAACGGCUUCAUGGUAAGCUUGGCCCACCAGCGUCGCCAGCGCGGCCAGUGCGCCAGUGUCAUGAACCUGGGUGGUAUAAACGGUAUCGGCUACAUCACCCGUACCGACCACAACAUUCUCAACCGUCUCGACAUCAUGGGCUACGGUAUCAUGUCCGAGCUCGACUACAAGUACUUCUUUGCCGAGGCGGUCAUGGCAGGUCCUCCCGACUCCGGCCGCGACCCCGAGGUCUCUGCUGGUCUCAAGUUCGUCAACCCCAAGACCGACAAGAACCCGCCCAAGUGGUGGGAGGACCCCAAGUUCAGCCACUACGUCAUUGACAAGAGCGCUCGCGAGGGUGGUGAGGUGGGCGCUGAGGGUGCCCUGUCCACAAAGGCCCAGCUGCAGGAGGCUGCUACCGAAAAGGACGCCUUCAACAUCAUCAUGACGGCCCUACAGGCCAUGCUUCACAAGAAGCUCGACCUGCCACCCUCGGAGAGCGUCCUGUCCGAUGUCGCCAUUGUCGAGAUGGGUGUCGACUCUCUCGUCGCCGUCGACAUGCGCUCUUGGUUCAGUAGCGAGUUUGAUCAAGACAUCCCCAUCAUCAAGAUUUUGGGUGGUGCCACUCUUGCUGACCUAGUCGAGGACACUGUUGUCAACCUGUUACCGUCCAUUGCCCCCAACUUGAGCGGCGCCGCCGCUGCCGAGGAGGAGCGCAAGGCAGAGACCGAGACACCUGCUGAGGCUGCUACCGCUGCUCCCUCUGACGUUGAGCCUAUCUUUUCUGAUGAUGACAGCCCUGCCACCACCGACAUUGACGAUGGCUCUGUGACUAGCAGGUCUACCGCCGACGAGAAGGUCGAGUCUGACGCUGGCCCUGCUGCGCCGGCUGUCGUUCGUCCCGACUUUAUCCGCGUCGAGAAGAUGACCCACGGCUGCUCUCGCUUCUGCUUCCUCCGCCAGUACCUCGAGGAUGCCAGCUGCUUCAACAUCAUUGUCCGCACGCGUCUUACCGGUCAGGUUGAUGUGGCUCGUGUCCAGGAAGCCGUCUGCAAGGUCGGUGCCCGUCACGAGGCCCUGCGUACCGCCUACUACGUGGACGAGGAGGGCGAGCCCAUGAUGGGUGUCAUGCCCAACUCCAAGCUCCGGCUCGAGGUCAGCAAGAUUACCCACGAAAGCGAGGCCGAGAAGGCUCACAAGGAGGUGUCCAAGUACAACUUCGACAUCGAGAACGGUGAGGUCAUCCGCAUACAGCUGCUGACUGUCGGCCCCCACGAGCACCACCUCAUCUUCGCCGUCCACCACAUUGCCAUUGACGGCUUCUCCUUCAACCUUAUGAUCCGCGACAUGGACAUGUUCUACCAGGGCAAGCCCGUGCCCCAGAUUGCCACGCAGUUCACGGACCUGGCCAUCCAGCAGCGCAAGGACAUUGAGAGCGGUCGCCUGCAGGACGACAUUGUCUUUUGGAAGAAGAACUACACCACGCUGCCCGACCCUCUGCCUCUCUUCCCCUUCCCUGGCGUCGGCGCCCGUCUCCCGCAGACCAAGUACGAGCAUGAGGAGGUCGAGAUGGUGCUCGACUCGGCGAUUGCGCAGAAGAUCCGCACCCUCUGCCGCCAGAACCGCUGCACCACGUUCCACUUCUUCCUCGCUACCUUCCGCCUCUUCCUCACCCGCUGGCUCGAGAUUGACGACCUGUGCAUUGGUAUCGCCGAUGCCAACCGCAAGGACAUCAAGACCCUGGCCACCGUCGGUUUCCUGCUGAACCUGAUCCCUCUCCGCUUCGGCGGCCUCACAGGGAAGGAGACCUUCUCCACCCUCCUCAACGCCGCCAAGCAGGCCUCAUACUCUGCCCUCAACCACUCUGCCCUGCCCUUUGACCUGCUGCUGCAGGAGCUCGAGGUACCUCGCUCCUCCUCCCACAGCCCCCUGUUCCAGGCUUUCCUCGACUACCGUCAGCUCUCCCUGAAAACGCCUCCCAUGCUCGAGUCCCAGACCGAGGGUGAGAGCGACUUCGGUGCCACCGCCUACGACGUCGUUCUCGACGUCACUGACGAAGCCGCCUCGGACAUCACCAUCAAGUGGCAGACACAGAAGUCACUGUACAACGGCCGCCACACCCAGGCCAUGAUGGACAGCUACAUGCACCUGCUGUACCACUAUUCCAAGGGUCCUGCCGGCUCCAUCGCAUCCGCUCCCCUCUACCGGGACGAAUAUGUCACGGCUGCCAUUGAGGCUGGACGUGGUCCCCAGUUUGACAGCCAGUGGCCCGAGACCCUGUCCCUCAAGGUCGACCAAGUCUCUGCCCAGUUCCCCAACGACAUUGCUCUGCGCGACGGCCUCGGCGACUCCAUGACUUACAAAGCCAUGGACCGCACCCUCGACCAGAUCUCCGAGGAGCUCGUCCAGGCUAACAUCCAACCCGGUGACAAGGUCGGUGUGUUCCAGCAGCCCUCGGCCAUGUGGAUCUGCUCCUUGCUCGCCAUCUGGCGCAGCGGUGCCGUCUACGUGCCUCUUGAUCCCCGCAACGGCCUGCCCCGUCUGGCGGCCACUUGCAGUGUUGUCGAGCCCAGCUCCGUGCUCUGCGACAGUUCCACUGCCGCCGAUGUCGCCCAGCUCGCUCUCCCUGCCGACGCCAGCACCAUCAAUGUUGACCGGGUCCGCAAGGCCAACGACUCUCCCGCUCGCCGUCCCAACUUGUCCAAGGGUGAUUCGUCUGCCAUCAUCGUCUCCAGCAGUGGUUCCACCGGUGUCCCCAAGGGUAUCGAGGUCCGCCACCUGAGCUUGCUCAACCUCUUCGAGGGUGACAGCCUGACCUGGAACCUCGGCCGCCCCAUCGUCGUUCAGCAGAGCGCCUAUAGCUUCGACAUCUCUCUUGACCAGAUCUUCACCUCUCUCGUCAACGGUGGCAACCUCUACGUCGCUUCCCAGGCCCAGCGCUCCGACCCCCAGGCCAUGGCUGAGCUCAUCGCCAAUAACAAGAUUACCUACACCAUGGCCACCCCGUCCGAGUAUUCUAACUGGAUCAACUACGCCGCUCCCACUCUGUCCAAGACCACGAGCUGGCGCCGCGCCAAUAUUGGUGGUGAGGGCUGGAACGCCACCCUGCGUGACUCCUUUGCCGCCCUCAACCUGCCCAACCUCAAGAUCCAGAACUGCUACGGUCCCGCCGAGAACAGCAUAUGGUGCACUCGUCAACCCAUUGCCUACCCUGCCGAGUCUACUCUCAUCCCUGCCGGUCCUGCUCUUCCCAACUACUCCUUCUACAUUGUGGACAAGCAGCUCAAUGUUGUUCCAACCGGAGUCCAGGGUGAGAUCCUCAUUGGGGGUGCCGGUACCGCCGUCGGCUACUACAAGCGCACCGACCUGACCAACGAGAAGUUCAUCGAGGACAAGAACGCCUCCUCUGUUCACGUUGCCAAGGGCUGGAACCGCGCCUACCGCACCGGCGACAAGGGUUACCUCAUGAUCGACGGCACCCUCGUUGUCCUGGGCCGCAUCACUGGCGACACCCAGAUCAAGCUUCGCGGUUUCCGUAUCGAGCUUGAGGACAUCGAGGCCACCAUUGUCCGCGCCUCCAACGGCGUUCUAUCUCGCGUCGUUGCCAACUUGCGCCGCGAGGGUCAGGAGAGCUACCUGGUCGGCUUCGUCGAGUUUGCUGACGGCUACUUGACCGACCAGCAGAAGACCUACCUCGCCCAACUGCUUAACAAGGUGCCCUUGCCCCAGUACAUGAAGCCCAACAUGCUCGUCGCACUUGACCGCAUCCCCCUGAACUCCCACGGAAAGGUCAACAGGCUGGCCAUUGCCACCAUCCCUGUCAAAUCCCAGCUCGAUGAUGCCGAGAUCUCUAUCGAGGUCACCGAUACUGAGAAGGCGAUCUGGGAGCUCUGGCAGGAGAUCCUGCCCCAGUCUUUUAUGGAUGGUGUGGUCAUCAACUUGAACCACGACUUCUUUCAGCUCGGAGGUAACUCCUUGCUUACUGUCCGCCUCCAGUCUCGCAUCCGCGAGGCUUUUGGCAUCGUCGUUCCUCUCUUCAAGAUCAUCGAGUCCAGCAAGCUCUCUGCUUUGGGGGCCCUCCUCGAUAACCUCUUGGCCAAGUCUGGCAUCAACUGGGACCUCGAGACUGCCCUCAUAGAUGACAUGCUCCAGAUCUCUCCCGCUGACGCCUUCUCCACCACCCGCAAGAACGCCCAGCCCCUGACUGUCAUCCUCACCGGUGCCUCUGGUUUCAUUGGUCGUCAUAUCUUGGAGCGCCUCAUCCAGGACCCCAAGAUCGGCAGCGUCCACUGCAUUUCCCACCGUCCUCUGUCUAACGAGCUGCCCCACCGCCAGAAGUUCAACGCCGUCGUCGCCUCCUCUUCCAAGAUCUUCGUACACGAGGGUGAUCUGAACGCUCCUCGCCUCGGCCUGUCCGAGACCGAGUUCGCCACUCUCUCCCAGCAGGCCGACAUGAUCAUCCACAGCGGUGCCAACCGGUCUUUCUUCAGCACCUACGAUCAAGUCCGGGCCAUCAACGUCCAGUCCACCAAGGAGCUCGCUCUCAUGUCUGCCGCUUCUCUGCGUGACCACCGCCGCGUCGUUCCCUUCCACUUCCUCUCUGGCACUGAGGCCGCCACCAUCGAGCCUGCUUCGGACGGCUCUCAGGGCUACGUCGCCUCCAAGUGGGCCAGCGAGCGCUUCCUCGAGAAAUACGCCGAUCGGCUGCGCCUCCCCGUCCACAUCCACCGCCAACUUCCCGUGCCCGAGGGUCGUGAGGCCCAGGGCGAAGAGCUCGACCAGAUCCUCCAGGAGUUCGUCGAUGUCGCCGCCAAGAUGACCGAGCUACCCAACUCGACCACCUGGGGCGGUCACUACGACCUGAUCCCUGCCGACCGUCUGUCUUGCGACAUUGUCGGCCACGCCUUCACGGCCCUAGCCUCGACCGACAACCAGAUCUCCAGCGACAACGUCAAGCAGUACUUGCACCUGAGCUCCGUCCGCAUGGACAUUGCCAAGGUUGUCGAGAAGCUGGGCUCGCUGCCUGAGUACGCCCAGAGCGGCCGGCCCAAGAUCCCGGCCCACGUCUGGGUCGGCAAGGCCAAGACUGCCGGCUUCCGCUACCAGUUCAGCACCAUGAACAUGGUCCUGCAGGAUGCCGAGGGCAAGGGCCUCGCUACGCUGUCGCGGUAG